Molecule: messenger RNA, 376 nt
Organism: Schistocerca nitens (vagrant locust)
Lineage: Eukaryota; Metazoa; Arthropoda; Insecta; Orthoptera; Acrididae
Exons: 3
Coding region: 5-376 (123 amino acids)
Source: RefSeq, a predicted model, not a curated record
UGAAAUGCAAGGAGACUGUCGAAAAGUGAUGUUCUUAUCAAAGUCAAGCAAUCGGACUUGGCUAGUACUUGGUUGGGUAAUCAUCCAUGUCUGCCAAGUGGCAUUGGAAAGCAAGGUGCACACAGCCAUUGUGAGUCCAACUGAGGAUCUAUUUGACUGGGAAGUAGCGGCUCAGGUCAUGAAAACUGACAAUGGCUGGGAGAGUGGUGUGCUGACCACAUGCCCUGCCCCUCCAUACCCACAUCCAUCAGCUGAGGAAGACAUGGCAGUUGGAUUCCCUCUGGAGAAUAAUAAGGAGAGAAGAGAGGAGACACCAGAGAAGAAGAAGGAGACAAAGAAGAAGAGAUGGUAUGGCACAGUGAUGUUGUGUUCUUAG